CACGUAGAAUGGCCAGAGAAGUCUGAAACAAAACAAAUGAGAAGAAGAAGAGCUUCAAACCCUCGAAAGCCAAAUUUGAUCCUGAAAAUCUUCGAAUAGUUAGUUUCUUACGUGUUAACUGUUCAAAAUUUUUAAGUCAUUUGAGUUUUCGCAGAGUCAAAAUCACUCUUUCUUGUCAAAUUACAGCAGGCUAACGUCUUUAAGAGGAUAAAAUACGUCUGCAGUUGUUUGAGAUACUGGAGAAGUAGACAUUUCACCAAUUCAUCUUAAGUAUCGCAAAGGAAAAGCUACUGUUUGCUGAAGGGCUGGAUAUCUGUUUAUUCUUGUUAUUCUGGCGCUCCUAUUUUCUUUUCUAUUUCAAGCGCUGCUCUUAUUGUAUUAUUGUCAGUAGGAGUUACGGAACAGACUGAGUGAGUUUUUUUGUGGUUUAUCUCUUCGAUUUCGAAGAAGCCUGUUCAGUUAAAGACUUCGAUAGCUUGAAUUUAUGGUGAAAUGUGCCAUCCAGAGGUCCGCAAAUAAAUUGUAUGGCCUCUCUACACCAAGAAUUUUGGCUGGAAAAUUUCGGAAAUGGAGGUUUGCUGACCAUUGUUUUGUGUGUUGAAAAAUUAAAUUUAGCGGAAAAGAUAGCGUUCAAGAGAUCUUUCUAAUAUUGAAAGCUGAAGGGCCUUUCUUAGGACCAACGGUUCGAAAUAAUAUUCGGCACUUCAAAGAGACUUGAUGUCUUUGCCACGGCAAAAGUGGAUUGAAGGCCUACAAUCUUCUUCUCUUUUCCGACCUCCUCCGCAGGAUGCUCAGCAAAGACAGAUAGAAAUAUUGGCAUAUGUGGAGCUUUUUGGCCAGUAUACUUCAGAAGAAUUUCCACAUGAUAUUGCAGAGAUAAUCCAUUGCCACUAUCCAAAUGAGGAGGUUUGUCUCUUGGAUGAUGUCUUAGCAACAUUUGUUCUUCACCAUCCAGAACAUGGACAUACAUUUAUCCAUCCGUUGUUGUCAUUGAUCAUCGAUAGAAUUGUAAUAUAUGACAAGAAGAUCCCUCCAUUCAGUUCCUUUAUUUCUUUGUUCAGUCCAUCUAGUAAGCUUCAUUUUCCCUGGCAGAAAGACUAUCCAGAGCAAUGGGGUGUAGCAUGUUUAGGGAUAUUGAGAGUAUUAACACAUUACAACCGACCACUACUAGAUAAUGAAGUUGAUAGAGCACAAAAUGGAGCAACUGAAAGGAGUGCAAGUGGGAACAGUGCAAGUACGAGCAAGAGUAGAGAUAAAGAACCAUUGGGUGAUUGUGCUCAACAAUAUCAAGAGAAGAAACCUUUGAGGCUUUUGACACCAUGGAUUACUGAUAGUUUGCUUGCUACAUCAAUGGGAAUAAGAAGUGACUAUUUUCGUUGGUGUGGUGGUGUUAUGGGGAAAUAUGCAGCUGGUGGAGAGCUAAAGCCCCCAAUAACUGCUGGAGGUCAAGGACCAGGAAAGCAUCCUCAACUUAUGCCAUCAACUCCAAGAUGGGCAGUUGCCAAUGGAGCUGGAGUCAUUCUAAGUGUCUGUGAUGAUGAAGUGGCUCGUUAUGAGAGUGUGAAUCUGACGUCUACUGCUGUACCUGUUCUCCUUCUUCCUCCUCCUACAACUGCUUUGGAUGAGCAUUUGAUUGCAGGACUACCUCCCCUUGAGCCAUUUGCAAACUUAUUCCACAGGUAUUAUGCAAUUGCUUCUCCCAGUUCUACUGAGAGACUACUUUUGGGCCUGCUAGAAGCUCCACCAUCGUGGGCUCCUGAUGCCCUUGAUGCCGCUGUGCAGCUCGUGGGACUUCUUAGGCAUGCAGAGGACUAUGCAUCCACAAUGCGACUUCCAAAAAAUUGGUUCCAUAUGCAUUUUCUGCAUGCAAUUGGUACAGCUCUGUCCAUGAGAGGUAGCAUUGCUGCAGAAGCAGCCGCAGCACUGUUAUUCCGCAUCAUUUCACAGCCUGGCUUGCUUUUUCCUCCUCCUAGACAUGCACAAGGAGUUGAUGUUCAGUGUGACAUAUAUGGUGCGUUUGGUCCUUCAAGACUUGGAGAGCAGAUGGAAGUGUCUGCUCAUCAAGCUAAUGUAGAAGCUACAGCCCAAGGUGUAGCAUCACUGAUGUGCAUUCAUGGGCCUGAUGUUGAAUGGAGAAUUUGUACUCUUUGGGAAGCUGCCUAUGGUCUACUGCCUCUCAGUUCUUCAAAAGUUGAUUUGCCGGAAAUGGUAGUAGCAACUCCUUUGCAACCACCAGUUUUAUCAUGGAAUCUGUUUCAUCCACUUCUUCGAGUUCUCGAAUAUCUACCUCGUGGAAGUCCAUCGGAGGUGUCUUUGAUGAAAAUAUUCACUGCUACUGUUGAAGCAAUCCUGCAAAGAACUUUUCCUGCAGAAGUGCAGGGGGAGCAGACAAGAAGAAUACGCAAUUCUCAUGCUUGUGUUGGACUUCCUUCCAAGAAACUUGUUGUGGCUGAGCUCCAUGCAAUGAUUCAUUCAUUAUUUAUAGAAACUUGUUCUUCAUUAGAACUUGCUUCUCAUUUACUUUUUGUGGUUCUUACUGUUUGCCUUAGACAUGAUGAUGCUGUCCAGCAAGGUAGCAGAAAAACAAAAAUAGGGGUACUUUCAAAUUUUACUGUGAAUGAUCGGCAGGAGACUAAUGGAAAGCAAAGAUAUAGCAGGCACAGGACAAACAAAGAGAGAGGGGCAGUAGCAACCUUUGAUUCAUAUGUUCUUGCAGCUGUUUGUGCUUUGGCAUGUGAAGUUAAAUUGUUCUCUUUCACGUCACCAAUGGUAGCUUGCCCACCACAAUCUCUUUUACAUAAAGUGGACGAACCAAUUAGAUCACAUGGACCUAUUGGAAUCUUUCCAAAUGGGAUGUGUUCUGCAGUAAAUCAUACAAGAAGGUUGUUAGGUAUAUUAGAGGGCCUUCUGUCACUAAAGCCAUCUCUUGGAAUAAAUCCAAUGAGUUACAGCUCUAGUGAGAUAGUUGCUGCAGCCAUGGUAGCUGCUCACAUAUCAGAGCUCCUUCGCAGGUCAAAGGCUUGCAUGGAUGCACUAUCUGUUGUAAUGAGAUGCAACUGGGAUCCUGAUCUGUGUUCCAGAGCCUCAUUAGUUCUUGGUCUCAUUGAUGUUAAUGGAAAGGCAGUUACUGUUAUUGCAGAUAAAUCUGAACCAGCUGAAUCACAUGUUCAAUGUGAGGCAGAGGAAAAAGCUAAUAUAAAUAGAGUUGCUUCUGUAGAAAAUUCUCAGGAACAAUCGGCAUUUAUUCAAAGCCAUGAAGAAAACCCCAUAUCACCCUUGGAAACUUUCCCCCAUGGGCACGAGAAGAUCAUUGUAAAAAAUGAAGAUCAAUGUCUUGUAGAUGUAGCGAUUGGUUAUUGUAGAAACAAUAAUGCUAAUGUACAAAUGGAUGCAUCAGAUAAAGCUGCUCCUUGUGCUUUGGAGAUACAUAAAGGGGUGAAUGGGAAUGUAGUGAACUUUGUUAAAGUAGUGCUUGAAGAGAAAGAAGAUCUGUGUGUAGCUGCUGUACCAUUAGUCUGGCAGAGGCUGGUUACAGCUCCUGAAAUGAAAACGAGUGCUGAGAGUACAUCAGCUAAACAAGGUUGGAGGCAGGUAGUGGAUGCUCUUUGCAAGAUUGUAUUGGCAUCUCCUGUGAAAGCAGCAACUGCUAUUGUUCUACAGGCAGAAAGGGAUUUGAGACCCUGGGUUGCUAGAGAUGACACUCAAGGUGAGCAGAUUUGGAGAUUAAAUCAGCGGAUUGUAAACCUUCUUGCUGAACUUCUUAGGAAUCGUAAUGCUCCAGAAGCUUUGAUGGUCUUGGCCAAUGCAUCAGAUCUUCUCUUGCGUGCAACAGAUGGAAUGCCUGUUGAUGGAGAAGCUUGCACAACACCACAAUUAGAGUUAUUGGAAGCAACAGCAGGGGCAGCUCAGUUCUCAUUAGGUUGGGGUUCCCGUGGCAAAGCAACAGCACAAGGGCUCUGGAACCUAUUGAAGAAUUUUAUACAUGCAGUAUCGUCUACCUGCUACUGUCCAAUGCCUGUCGCAUUCCAGUGCUCAUGUUCGUGCACUUAGUACAUCACUUCUGCGGGUUAUUUUGCAUGAAUCCCUAAAUUUUGGACAUGGCAAAUAUUUAUCAGAAAAGAGCCAUCAUUCUGAAAAUGUGUGCUGUGUAGAAGACUUGGUUAUUAAAUACUGGCGUAGAGAUGUGGAGCAAUGCCUUGCUUGGGAAGUUCACAAUCGGCAAGCAAGGGGAAUGUCUGUUGCUCUUCUUGUGUCAGCAGCUAAUGCAUUGGGUUGCUCUGUAGAUAAUAUCUCAUAUUUAACCUGUGGACAUGGUGUAAUACAUUAGGACAAAAAAUCCUUCCAUUCCUUGAAUACAUUUCUUAGUUAAAGAGAGCAUAGAAAAUGUAUUUCUUCAAAUGCAGAAGGAAGUUUAGUGUUCUUUCAGAGCUGUAAUGUUAUUAGUGACAUGGCUAGAAGACUCAAUAUUAUGAGGGGCAAUAGUAAUACUACCCAUUUCCACUGUGGGUAACAAUUAGUAGGCUGUAAAAAAUCCAUUUUUGGAUAGGAGAUUACUAACUAUUAGAGAAGUUUGUUCUUGAGGUGUCCUGUUCACUUUCAGAGAGCAGUCAUUUGGGAAUGUGUACUUGUAUGAAGGUGUUGAUCGCACGUUCAUGAAAUUCUUCAUCAGUUUUUCUUA
Messenger RNA from Cryptomeria japonica (Japanese cedar), 4678 nucleotides. Its product is annotated as protein GIGANTEA. The record is from RefSeq and is a predicted model, not a curated record. The coding region runs from base 718 to 4050 and encodes 1110 amino acids. Gene Ontology annotation, biological process: regulation of long-day photoperiodism, flowering; response to stress; regulation of circadian rhythm. Gene Ontology annotation, cellular component: nucleus. Lineage: Eukaryota; Viridiplantae; Streptophyta; Pinopsida; Cupressales; Cupressaceae. The transcript has 14 exons.